GUGUGUGCGGGAGGGAGAGACAGAGGGAGGGAGAGAGACACAGGGAGAGAGGAGCAGAGGGAGGGAGGGAGGCAGGGAGGGAGAGCAAUGUGCCUUUCACAGAGCUGGGAGCUUGAUGGGAAUGUUUGAUUAGCUCCUCUCUGAAAGAGAAAAGGUGUCCAGGCCUCCCUCUGCUGCCUGUCUCUCUUUCUGUAGAAUAAUGUUGACUGGAGUUUGGGGUACAGAAAAGCUUGGAAAUAAUAGCACUUUCAUACUGUGUGGAGAAAAGGAAUAAAAAGUUGCACACCUCAAGCAAGUGCUCCUUAGUGACAGAUCCAGAUUUUGCUUUACUCACCAUGAAGGUCACAGUCAUUGCAACCUUCUUUGGUGUGUUUCUUUUAUGUACAUACGCAGCUAAGGAAGCCACAAGGAAGACAAAAAAGGCUAAGCUAUAUGUACCCCAGAUCGAUUGCGAUGUCAAGGCGGGGAAGAUAAUCAAUCCAGAAUUCAUUGCAAAAUGCCCUCCUGGAUGUCAAGAUGUAAAAUAUCGUGUUUAUGGCACAGACAUUUAUGCUUCCUUUUCCAGUGUGUGCAAUGCUGCAAUUCACAGUGGCAUAAUUGACAACACAGGUGGGAAGAUCCUUGUCCAGAAAGUUGCUGGCCACUCUGGUUACCGCGGGAGCUUCUCCAAUGGGGUCCGGUCGCUGUCGCUGCCGCGCUGGAGGGAAUCCUUCCUCGUGUCAGAGGGCAAGCCAAGAAAAGGUGUGACAUAUCCAUCAACUCUUGAAUAUUCUUCCUCAAAAAGCACAAUUGUGAAAUCAGAGCCUAAAAAGCCAGAGCAAGACCUAAAAGCUAUGAAGAGUGCAGAUACCGCUAACGCAUCAGAAAAAACAUCGGAACAAGGGGACACAAUCCACAAAGAGCAUCAGACACCUCCAGUGCCGACACCAGCUACACAAAUGGCCACCACAACCCCGACACCAACAACCACAACAACGGACCCUUCCACCACAAUGCCAAAGCCAACAACAACAGCUGCAACAACCAGAACCACAACACUUGCAGCUGCAGCCAAGACUCGACCUGGACUGCAUAGGUUCAGAAAUAUAGGUUCUAGCAAUGUCCACCCAGCAUACUCAUCUGUGGUAGCUGCAGCAUCAAGACAGGUUCAGACUGCACAAGGAAGAGGACAGAAUACAGCAUUCAGGGGAACUUCCACCUCUGCAAGUAACAGAAAUAUUUUACAACCCAAUACAGGUCUUCAGCGCCAAGAGCCUGUCGCUGCCUUCCGGAGGGCUGCCGCCUCUCCAGCCCACCUGGCAGUGGAAACAGACUUGUGGAAACCUGGAUUGAACCUUUUUGAUACAGGCUUCAGUUCAAAGGAAAAAUUGAAUCCGAAGCCGCUGGAGUCCAUCUCCCAGGGGAACCCAAAUUGCAAGGUUGAUUUGUCCUUCUUGAUGGAUGGGAGCUGGAGCAUCGGUAAACGUCGCUUUCAGCUCCAGAAGCAGUUCCUCGGUAACGUGGCUCAAGCCCUUGGCAUCAGCAGUGCUGGUCCUCUGAUGGGCAUCGUUCAGUAUGGUGAUGAUCCUUCCACCGAAUUUAACUUAAAAACGUAUGUCAACUCCAAGGAUGUAAGAAAUGCCAUUGAGAAAAUCUCACAGAAAGGUGGACUUUCCAAUGUUGGGAAGGCACUUUCAUUUGUCAACAAAAACUUCUUUUUGGAUGCUAAUGGUAAUCGAGGUGGAGCACCCAACGUGGUUGUGGUGAUGGUGGACGGGUGGCCAACAGACAGAGUGGAGGAGGCCUCCAGGCUGGCCAGAGAAUCAGGGAUCAACAUUUUCUUUGUCACUAUUGAAGCAGCUGCUGAAAGUGAGAAGCAGAAUGUUAUCGAACCAAAUUUUGUGGACAAGGCCGUGUGCAGGACAAAUGGUUUCUACUCCAUCAAUGUGCCCAGUUGGUUCAGCCUCCACAAGGUGGUCCAGCCCUUGGUGAAGCGGGUCUGCGACACCGAUCGGCUGGUUUGCAGCAAGACGUGCCUCAAUUCGGCCGACAUCGGCUUUGUCAUCGACGGCUCCAGCAGCGUCGGCACCAGCAACUUCCGCACAGUUCUCCAGUUUGUAGCCAAUAUCAGCAAGGAGUUCGAGAUUUCGGACACCGACACCCGCAUCGGAGCAGUUCAGUACACCUACGAGCAACGGCUGGAGUUCAGCUUUGACAAGUACAGCACGAAGCAGGAUGUGCUGAGCGCUAUCAAGAGGAUCAGUUACUGGAGCGGCGGGACCAGCACGGGAGCAGCCAUCAGCUACGCCUCAGAGCAGCUGUUCAGCAAAUCCAAACCCAACAAGAGAAAGAUCAUGAUUCUCAUUACAGAUGGCAGGUCUUACGACGAUGUCAGAGUGCCGGCCAUGGCAGCUCACCAAAAUGGAGUUAUAGCUUACUCCAUUGGAGUUGCUUGGGCAGCCCAAGAUGAACUGGAAGCCAUCGCAACAGACCCUGACAAGGAACAUGCCUUCUUCGUGGAUGAAUUUGACAACCUCUACCGCUUUGUUAAUCAGCUCAUCCAAAACAUUUGCACAGAAUUUAAUUCCCAGCCACGGAACUGAGGGACUCAGGCAAGGCGGGACCCUCGAGCACUGCACACACCAAGUGCCACAGGCAAAACAUCGGCCCUCAGUUCAAGAAAGAGUGGAGGUGCUUUUCUCUGGUUCUUUCCACUCAACAAGGUUGAUCGCAGCUCUGUCCCUAUGCAUGAUAAUGCUCUGCGUAGACUGUUGUUUUUUUGGUUUUUGGGUUUUUUCCCCUCUCUGCUUUCAGGCUGCAGUAACUCUGAUUUGGAUGGAUAGCAAAAGAGGCAGAAAACAUGGAGGAAAUAACUGGAGCUAUUUGAAAAGCUGCUUCUGUCAUAGAGCCCUGGCUUGUCUAAUUCCCACCUUUGGGCACAGGCACACACAAGUUCCUUAAAACAUACCACCUGCUCCCUGAAGUGGCCAGGUCCCUCCAGGGAGCAGCCACACUGCUCAGCCCCUCUGCGUGGCAUUGCCCACCAGAUGACACCCACGUCAGGGCUGAAAUACCAGUCACUUUUUUGGGGGAAACAGGAUUCAGAUUUGAGUACGUUCUCAAAAGCAGGCACUCUCUCCAUACAGCUGUUUUGCCAGCAAGAUAAGCUUCAGCUAGUGUAAAUUAAAGCAUUGAGAUUUAUCCAAACCCAGAGACUGGAAAGCAAGUGAGAGGAGCAAGUCAAGCUGUGGGACUCUACAACCAUUUGACAACCCCAGUAAAGCCCCAAAUCAACAAAGCGGCCAACGGGAAUCUAGUGUCCUACAGUACUACAUCAUCAUUUGAUUUUGAUAAGUGUCUCAUCCCCUUAGCUCUCUUGCUCUGUUCUCAUGUGGCUCAAGGCCUGCAGGAGAGUUGCCAGGACAGAGGUGACUCUUUGAGAAAAAUGGUGGGUUUAAACUGCUCACAAUGGCAAAAGCAUUUGAGACCUGCUGCUCUACCGUUAAACCACAGCUCAGUAGAGUUUACAGCAGUCUCUAAUGUGAGGAGAGCUAUUCAAGAGCCAUUAACAAGAUUUAAUUUAAGGGCGAAUUAUCUGAACUUCUGCACUAUACUGGGAAAAGCAGCAUUUUGAGAAUUUACAGAUGCCCGCUCGCAAAUCUGGGAUUGACUGCCAUUUUAUGGAUUUAUUUCAAAAUGAACCUACUACAGCUCUGAAUUAUUCAAACAACACAGUUGUUCCUUAAGUAAGAGAUAGCCAUAUCACUGGUCAGUAGCGGAGGAGUGACAUGUUAUUAUAAGAAAGUCAAAAGAAUUGCACUUUAUUUAAGAAGCAGCAGUUGCUGGCUAUGUUUCCAUCCAGUACAAUUUAAGAAAACAUGUUCAUUAAGCAAAGUUAUCAAAGGAAAGGAACAGAGUUGCAGAGCCAAUAAAAAUGUGUGUGUUCAUGCACCUUAUGGCAACCAAAGCCACACCACGUCGUGUUUGUGGAACUAACAGGAAAUGGAAAGCAAUUAAAACUCAAAUUUCACAUCUUGCACACAAACCAGGCUUCUAAUAGCAUUUAUAGUUUCAAUGACCACGACCCAGGAUGUCUAUUGUUCACAUAAAAAUGUUAAUUGAAGUAUAUCUGUCAGUGAAAGCCCAACCUUUCAAAUUGUUAUGUUUAGAAAUACGACACAAGUAGAUAAAAAAUUACCAAUUAUGUAAGCAUAAUGUAAAUUAAUGAGAACGGCAGUUUCUGCAUGAUCUCCCUGGUAUGGUAACACAAGCCAGGCUGGGGUCCUCUCAAGAGCUGUCCUGGAUGAAACAGUGGUUCUACACAGGGAAGGUUCAGAUCUUCCUUCCAGAAGAAACAGUUCCAGCUUUAAUAAUGCUAUCCAGAGAGAAGACACCGGGCACUGCCAGCUUCCAAAAAAAGCAAAACAAAGACGUAAAAUAUACAUGUACACAGAGCUUUUAGCAUUCAUCUGUGCCACUGCACUUCCACAGCAGUAUCAUCUUGGCUUGAAAAAAGUAAAGAUUAAGCAUAGAGAGUGAGGUAGAAGCAGUGCAGCCCCCGAUGCUCCCAUCUCCUGACCCACCUCCCUCACCACUGUUCUGCAGAAAGCAUCUUUCUCUGUCGACAAGGCACAUUACACAGGCUGGACAAAAUUAAAAUGAAUUUACUAUGGACUUCAGUUCAGACACCAGAUUUAUUGUCUGGAAAACCUGUUUUCUUGAGGUUUAAUUUGGGGCUCUCUGAGAAAAAGGCCUAAGUCUUACUUUUUAGCUACCCUUAAUAUUGUGGUUUAAUUUUUGAUGCAACAGCUUACCACCACAUACUGUUUUCCAUCCCAUACUUUAGCAAAAAUGGAAGACUGCAGAGACUCACCAUUUUACUCGUGCUCUGCUGAAACCACAGCACAGACAGCAGAGACAUUAUCAGCAGUUAGAGCUACAUGGGUUCUUUAGGAUAUGCAUUUUAAUUUCUUCCAAAAUCUUAAACUUCCAGCAAUAACAGUAAGCUUUCAAACGCUCUUUUACAGGGAAGUUGCACAGCUAUCUUCUGUGUCAAGCGUCAAGCAUUUAUAAAGGGCACUUCAAGGUUUGUUGCUGUUUAAAAGGUUUAUCUUACAUUUAUAGAACUAUAGCCCUCAGUUGACAAUGUGCUUUUUUAUUAACUUCUCAGGAUGACUUUGAAAUUGUUGUAUCUCAAAGGGCAAAAGUGGUUUAAUGUCUAUCUGAUUCUCAUCUCAACUUAGAUGUCCUACUCAUAAACACUGUAAACUUGAGCAUAAGCCUCAAAACUUUUAAGAAAAUACCCUUCCAUUAACAAGAGUGGAUCAGCACAGAACACAGUCCUCGUAACCAUUACCUUUCAUAACAAUCAAACUACUUGCCAUCUAAUAAGGUCUCUAAACAUUGUUUUUUGAAAAAAACCAAGAUAACUUCCAUCUAAGUCUUCAUAAAUGUUUGAGGGGGUAUAUUUGUUUGAAGAAAGCAGCAGAACUCCUUCUGUAACAUAUACAAGCUAUUUUGAGCUUAUCAAUACAAGUUGCCAUAUCUUUUGCAAUAAAAUUGUCCCAAAGGCGUAUGUAAUAAA
Messenger RNA from Columba livia (rock pigeon), 5563 nucleotides. RefSeq names its product vitrin (gene VIT). The transcript is spliced from 19 exons. NCBI's taxonomy places the organism in Eukaryota, Metazoa, Chordata, Aves, Columbiformes, Columbidae. The record is from RefSeq and is a predicted model, not a curated record. The coding region runs from base 336 to 2582 and encodes 748 amino acids. Gene Ontology annotation, biological process: extracellular matrix organization; positive regulation of cell-substrate adhesion. Gene Ontology annotation, cellular component: interstitial matrix.